This is a messenger RNA of Psilocybe cubensis, 261 nucleotides long. RefSeq lists its product as uncharacterized. The transcript has 2 exons. The coding region runs from base 1 to 261 and encodes 86 amino acids. Lineage: Eukaryota; Fungi; Basidiomycota; Agaricomycetes; Agaricales; Agrocybaceae. The record is from RefSeq and is a predicted model, not a curated record.
AUGUCGCGCUACAAACAGCCAAACCGACCAUCUCGUACUGUGGGAAAUGGAAAGAAUGAAUCAAAUACACACUCACAAAUACCCAGGACAACUGUUUCCAAGAAAACAGACAAUGGCAACAAAAAUACAAGAAGACCAAAGAGACAUGUUGUUUCAGAGGAUUCCAAAAUGGUAGCAUUGUACAAAGCUGCCAGGGAAUCCCAGAAUGUCAGGGAAAAGUGGAUCAAAACUCCCCCAGUUCUCUUCCAACAAGUUGUUUAA